This is a messenger RNA of Stegostoma tigrinum, 3129 nucleotides long. It is a transcript of the gene fbxl6, whose product is annotated as F-box and leucine-rich repeat protein 6. Gene Ontology annotation, cellular component: SCF ubiquitin ligase complex. Gene Ontology annotation, biological process: SCF-dependent proteasomal ubiquitin-dependent protein catabolic process. Gene Ontology annotation, molecular function: protein binding. Lineage: Eukaryota; Metazoa; Chordata; Chondrichthyes; Orectolobiformes; Stegostomatidae. The record is from RefSeq and is a predicted model, not a curated record. The transcript has 10 exons. Bases 134 to 1852 code for a protein of 572 amino acids.
GUGACAGCCUCUUCCGGUGAGUGCGAGCGGAACAAGAUGGCGGCGCUGAUGACACUGAGACAUUCCUCUUCACCGCUGAAUAAGAACUCGUCCAGCUGAAGAAUUUCAUGAGGAGGACUGAGGGGAUACCGUGAUGGAAGGCUCUUCAACUCCCCACACCUCCAGGCCUACCCCUUCUCGGAAGCGGGAAGGGAGUGUUGAAAGCCGAGGUCGGUCAUGUGUCCGAGUGACUUCUAAGCCAGUGAGGAAAGUGCGGCGAACAGCGAAGUGGAACGCCAGGGACUACACGAUCCAUGAUACUGACAACGACAUGCUCUUGAUCAUAUCUAAUGAAAAUGGGAUGCAGAGGAGGCCAAGAAAACUAGCAGGGAAGAAAAGCAGCCGCAAGUUAAACACACAGCGCAGCUCCCACAAAAACAAGGGGCUCCUGAACAAUGCAGGGUUGAAGGAAGCCAACUCUUUGAGCUUGGCAGGUCAGGAUAAGCAAAUUGAUUCAGAUCUGGAGCCUGAGAAGCCAGAAGUCUUGGACCGAUGGGGCCAGCAGCUUCCAAUUGAAGUCUUGGUUCAUAUCUUCCAUUAUGUAGUGUCAUCGAAUGGGGCUGUACCAUUUCUCUGCAGGAUGGCCCGUGUAUGUCAUCUGUGGUAUGGGGCUGCUGCCAACCCCAAACUUUGGCAGAAAGUCACAAUCUCCUACUGCUGGGUGGAAUCUGGAAAGAAAUUGGUGCCGCCGGUUCAGAGAAAAAUCCAAAACACCCUCAACUGGCUCAAAGACAACCGGUUUUCACAGCUUCGGGAAUUCUCUCUCUGCAACUGGAAUAACCUAGUGAGUUACACCAUGAAGACUAUUACUGAAUCCUGCCCUCACUUAGCCUCACUGCGACUGACCAACUGCACUGGUGUCACAUCUGAUGUCUUUGAAGCAUUGGCUACCCGUUGCCAGAAGCUGGAAAGUUUAAACCUGCAGCAUUCAGUGAUUGACACUGCUGCUGUUGUUAAUUUUCUGGAAGCAGCAGGUUCAAACCUCAGACAGCUCUGUGUGACAUACAACAGUCGCCUGCACAACAUCUUCAAUGCCAUUGUGGCAGGCUGCUGUACGGAACUUCGACUGCUGGAGGUGAACACUGAAAUCAAGCAGACCAACCCCUACUUCCAGUUCUGCAUUGAGAUGUUGCAGGCAGGCUGUCCUAAGCUGCAGGUGCUGAGGCUCCUGAACUUAACCUGGUUCCCGAAAGCUUGCACUAUGAUCGUUUCACCAGAAGUUGGCUUCUCAGAGCUGGAAGAGUUGUGCUUGGCCACAUCAUCAUUUUCAUUGGUUACUGAUGAAGUUCUGGUAAAGCUACUGCACUUGUCAUCUAGGCUACGGACGUUAGACCUGAGAGGCUGCUAUCGGAUCACAUCAGCAGGGUUACAACUUUUACCCUGUCAAGACCUGGCACGGCUUUUCCUGGGACUUUACUGUAGCACCACUACCCUGCUGUUGGCUAAACAGGGCUCUGAGCAGAUGGCAUUGAAAUGGAGGCAUUCUUUACAAGAACUCGAUCUCACUGGGCAGUGCUACAGUGAGAAAGACCUUGAGCAGGCCAUGGAAAUCCUAGUUGGGACUGAGGGAAACCAUCUUCUGCGAUCCUUAAACCUGGCUGGGACAAAGGUCACAUUGGAUGCCAUCAGAGUUGUGGUGAGCAGCAGCCCCAAUUUGAACUACCUGAACCUGACUUCCUGCCGCUGUCUCCCUCGUGGGCUUAAACGUAUCUACAGAGGUCAGGAUGAGAUCUCCCAGUUUGUUAACCGCUUGCUGGGCAGCACGGAGAACAGCAGCUCAACAGUGACCGUGGACCACAAGGAGCGAUUGUAAAGCUAGUGGCCUGCUUUCAAAUACCAGCAAAAGCUGAGUUGCAAAUUCAACGGGUGGUGUGACUGACUCACUUUCAUAAACAAAGUGCAUGCGCGCGCGUGCAUGUGCGUGCAUGUAGGUGUAUCUGUGUGUAUGUAUAUGUGUGUAUGCGCGCGUCUGUGCCUCCAGCUCCCUCCAAAAAGUUCAAAGCACAAUCAGUAAAUAAAACAUAAAAAAUAUGGUCUGUACUCCAAUUUGAGAUCAGUUUCAAGCAACUGUAAUGAAUGCACAUUUACAAAUAAUCAAAAAAUGUUGCUAAGCAAUAGAAACAGAGUUUAUAAAACUAUACUGGAGGUACAGUGCUUUGUUGAUGUUGAGGAAAAUUUACAAGGUUAAUGUGACUUUAAAAGUAAGAGCUCUGACAAAUAACACUGUAACUGAGCCUGAUUUGAAGGCAGAAUAAGAGCUCUUUUUGAGAUUGUAUGUUUAUCUGUUGAUGAGUUCCUGUUUCUCAAUGCAGCGGUUACAAUAUUCUGCUUCCUCCUUUCUCAGCUGCUGAAUGUAGACUGAUGACCAGUUUUCCAGCCCUAUAGGCCCCCACCUUUUUGUAGCCUCACUCUUAAAUGGAAGUUCUUUCCUCUUCUCAUCGCUGCAAAAUGGGAAUUGUAUUUUUAUGUUUGAAUGGAUGAGCAAAGGUCAUUGUGAAGAUUUGAAUCAUGGUAUAUUCCUGAAAAUAUUAAUGUAAAUUCAAAGUUUUUUGAUAUGAGGUUUUGUGCUGCGGUGUUUUCAUUCUCAGGAAAAACAAGGUAGCUUUCCUAAAUGGCUAAGCAACUGAGCAGUUUGGGUGCUAAACAUGUUCCUCCCAGAUCACAUGGCAGUUAGCCUGACCAGGAACUCUACGCAUCUAGCAAUGCUUCCUCCAGGGGUUGAGUUGUCUGAAGGAGUAUAAAGUCUGAGUUCUUCAGUGUCCAGCUCCAGAAACCAGUGCAAGAACCAGGACAGGGAAAGGGCUAAACCUGGCAGCUGCAACCAUAGCACACUCUCAUGUCAAAAAUUGUAUGUGUUGAUUGCCACAUGGCUAAGAGCCAUUGAGCUGUCAUCCCAUUAAGUUCUUUUAUGAGCUGGAGUGGGCGCAUUGGCAGUGGUGCGGGAUGUCCUAGUGAGAAUGGGACAGCAUUCCAACUACAAUAACGUUCAGCAGCUGCAAAACCAAUGAUUGAUGUUUUUAUGAUCUGGCAAUAUAUAUUCUACAAAAAUGUUUUUUGAACUCAUUAAUAAAGUCAAUGUAUAGAUAAAUG